Molecule: messenger RNA, 285 nt
Organism: Alternaria incomplexa
Lineage: Eukaryota; Fungi; Ascomycota; Dothideomycetes; Pleosporales; Pleosporaceae
Exons: 2
Coding region: 1-285 (94 amino acids)
Biological process (GO): protein polyubiquitination
Cellular component (GO): nucleus
Molecular function (GO): ubiquitin conjugating enzyme activity
Source: RefSeq, a predicted model, not a curated record
AUGGCACGCUUCAUCACGCCCAUCUACCAUCCAAACAUCAACCGUCAUGGACGCAUCUGCCAUUCGAUUCUAGACCGCAACUGGACACUAGACACUUCAACCAAAGACGUGACCGACACCAUCUACUCGCUUCUGCUUGUGCCGGAGUUCAGCGACCCCAUCAACACUGUCGUCACUCUCAACUACCACUGGGACGAGGUGCAGUUCAAGGAGGAGGCGCAGCGCCAUAUCGAGAAGCACGCAAGCAAGAGCAGGGCAACUUGGCGUAGCGAAAUUGUCGGCUAA